ACAGAUCCAGGGUUUUUUGGUCCCGGCUCCACGCUCCACCCCUGGUGUUCCUGUUUUCCAGCUCUUUGUCCCCGGAACUUACCCUCCUGGGUGUCCAACAGGCUUUUUUCAGCUCGCAUCUGUAUGUGAGUCCAGCGUCCUGUCCGACAGAAGGUUCGGCGUCCUGAACUUUGGGACGAAAAGGAGAGAGUGUGUUUCGGCUUCACCGUCUUCGACACUCUGAUCGAAGCUUUGAAACAGUGUUCGCUGUGAUUCCGCCUCGCCGCUUGCAGUCAGAAAGUUUUUUGGGUUUUUUUUUGCCUCUAUCCUCGGGUCUGGAACUCGGCAUUUACGCAGAACUGCUGCUGUUUUUUGUUUUUUCUUUUCACCAGACGACUACUAACCAGUGUUGAAGUGUUUUUUUUUUUGGUGUGUGAAUGAAGUCAGAAAUCAGCGCGUCUCCAUGACGAAGCUCAGCGUGGGAGUUACUGAAACUUUGUCCUAGCUUAGUUCCACCUGAGCGCUCCUUAUUUUUCCUCCUUUGUGUGGGUUAGCCUGUAGGGUUUUUUUUUUUUUUUUUUUUUUUUUUUUUUUUAAAGUGACACAAGAUGAAGACGCUUUUGGUGCUGUGUGCGGUUUGCACGCUGGCUGUGUUCUGUGUUUCGGGAACUGCGGAGCAAAAACUGAAAAACUGCAACGAAGUUCGUGCUGCUUACAGCUCCAAAGGCUUCAAUGUCAACGACGUCCCCAACAAAGUACAAGGAGCUCCUCUGAAAGUGUGUCCACAGGGCUUCUCCUGCUGCACCUUGGAGAUGGAGGAGAAACUGAGCCAGCAGAGCCACUCUGAGAUCAAAGCCCCCGUCUCCCAGCUUAGCACCAACCUACAAAACAACUUCAAACAGAGGCACAACCACUUUGACAAGUUUUUCCGUGAGCUGUUGAACAAUGCAGAGGAGUCGCUGAACAGCAUGUUUGUACAAACAUAUGGGAUGUUGUACGUGCAGAACGCAGAGAUGUUCAAGAACUUCUUUGACACACUGAAGCGUUACUAUGUGUCUGGCAGCUCUGCCGUCAACCUGGAAUCCAUGCUGUCAGACUUCUGGGCCGACCUUCUGGAGAGGAUGUUCCGAUUGCUCAAUGUGCAAUACGAGUUCAGCGACGCCUAUAUGGAGUGCGUCAGCCGCCACACGGAGCAGCUACAGCCCUUCGGCGAUGUGCCUCGCAAACUGCGCGUCCAUUUGACGCGAGCUUUCAUUGCUGCACGAACAUUUGUACGUGGACUCUCACUCUUACCGGAGGUGGUCAAUAAGGUCUCUAAGGUCAGCGCCUCUCCUGGCUGUGUGCGAGCAGCCAUGAAGAUGUUGUACUGCCCGUACUGCUCGGGCCAGGUGGCCCUCAAACCUUGCCAGAACUACUGUCUGAACGUGAUGCGGGGGUGUUUGGCCAACCAGGCCGACCUGGACACAGAAUGGAACAAUUACCUCGAUGCCAUGCUUGGUCUGGCUGACAGGCUUGAAGGCCCGUUUAAUUUUGAGUCUAUCGUGGAUCCCAUCGACGUAAAGAUCUCUGAGGCCAUCAUGAAUAUGCAAGACAACAGCAUUCAAGUGUCGCAGAAAGUUUUCCAGGGGUGUGGCCAGCCUAAACAGCGUGGGGCCGACCGUUCCCGACGUUCAGUCAAAGAUUCUGGCUUCACAGGUCGCUUCCGUCCCUACAGCCCUGAUGCAAGGCCCACUACUGCAGCCGGGACCAGUUUAGAUAGAUUGACCAAGGAUGUGAAAAAGAAGCUGAAACAUGCAAAGAAGUUCUGGUCCACAUUGCCGGAGACGGUUUGUGCAGGAGAAAGGACUGCACCCGGGGAUGAGUGCUGGAACGGAACAGCUAAAAGCAGGUACGAGUCUGUUGUCAUUGGCAAUGGACUGGCCAAUCAGGUAUCAAACCCUGACGUGGAUGUGGACAUAACAAAGCCAGACAUCGUGAUUCGCAGUCAGAUUGCCGUUUUGAAGGAAAUGACGAGCCGACUCAAGGCGGCACAUAGCGGCUAUGACAUCUCUUCUGAUACCGCUGAGGAGGGCAGUGGGGGCGAGGAGAGUGGCAGCGGUUGCAACACUCCGCUCUGCAACACAGACCGGGACAUGUACUUCUCAACCCCACCGAACCCGGCCAAACCUCAUAUUAUUCCACGGGUGAACAGCAAGCCGUCGACGGGGAGCGGCGCCUGUUUGCCACAGGGGAGCAGCGGGAGCAUUGCGCUGGCGCUCUGUGGGCUCGUCCUGAACCUGCUCACUCCCCACUUGAGAUAAAACUGCCUCAGCAGGGUGAGAGCAAGAGAACAAGCAGGAACAGUGAAGCGAAGGAGAAAACUGACAGAGACUUUGGAAAGACUGCCUUCAGGUCCUUGGACUGUCUAGCAUUGCGGGAACACUGUUCUUAAUAUUACCAUAACUUCACUUUUAAUUAUUUGUUUGUAUGUUUAUGGACAUGAGUGUACAGCAAUAUGAUUUUCUGUCCAAGAAGUCCUCCUUUCUUUUACUCUUUUGUAGCUCUUUUUGGAGCUAUGGUUGCAGCGUUGCCAACAAAAUAUAUAUAUUGUCUUAUUGUGGCCGUUAUCGCCUCAUAAUUUGAAGAUUGUGAUCAGAUGAACAGGAGUGAUGUUUGAACACUUACUGCCUGUGGUGGGCCGUAUCUUUGUGUUUCUGAGGGCGUCUUCUCACGUGUCUGUUUUCACAAUACAACGUCUCCUCCCCAUUUUAGAGAAGCAUUAGGAAAACAUCAAGGCAAAAUGAAGCCCAUCUAUCAGGAAUUCUGAGAUACGAGUGACAACACAGGCAUUGAUGGUUCACGUGGAGAUGACCUCAUCCUUUAGACGAGCUUUUUGGGGCGUUGGGCCCACACCUACAGAUUGUAGGUCUGCUAUGAGUAUUAUCACAGCUUAAAUUUUUCAUCACUUUUAAUUUAAUGUCUCACUUUAAGGACUUCCAUACUGACGACGUACCUCUUGCGUGUUCUCCUUGAUGCAGUCGAGCGAGGCUGAGUAGAAAUUGUGUGAUGGAGUCGGAAUGUGUGGCUGACGUUCCAGUGAAUAACAACCACUGGACGGAGAGGGACUCACCUGUCAUGAGUGUGAAAGAAGGCAAAGCGGACGAGUCCUGAGUGCCCUGUUUGAUACCCUAAGCCUCAGAGGCUUUGAACGUCUUACUAAACAGAAGGUGGCAAAGAAGGACAAAAGAUGAUGCUUUUUUAUAUCAAAUUAAAUCAAGAUGACUCAAGUACGUUGUUUUACACCAGAGAAUCCUUUUAUUUUUUUAAACCUCCACCAAAGAGGUAGUAAUGUUUUCACCACUGUUUGUCUGUUACCAUGGUAACUCAGAACAUGAUGAUUCCAUAACAGAAAGCAAAAUUUUAGUGAAAUUUGAUGAUUAGAUAGAUAAUGUUCCAGGAAAUAUUGGAGGUGAUCCAGAAGAAUUUUUGGCACAUAGCAACAUUUAAAUCAAAAUGUUGUGAGAGGAUGUUGAUGGAAUUUGGUGAGCAGAUGGAUAAUGUCCUCGAAAAUGAGGGAUUUUAUUUAGAAUUUGAUCCGGAACAUAUUUUCCGGAACGUAUGUAUCCUUGGCAAAGGUAUGCGCUCUCCGAGUGCCUUUUUUUUUUGCCGUUUCUCGUAUGAAGAUGUAUAUUAGGUACUACAGUGGAGUUUACUGCUAGUUUUCGGUGGUGCGAGAAGUCAGUCAGCACAGGUAACAGCGGCACUUUCAGUCCAUGUGCAGUUUUUUUUGUUUGUUUUUCACAAUACACAUUUGUACCUCUUAGAUGGCCGGUGUCAUUCUCAGGCACUGACUCCUCAUCCUCAAGGUCUCAUCAUUUCAACUGAAGGUUGAAUGUUGAAGUAUUGUCAGACGUUUAUGCCAAAUUAAUGCAAUAUAGUGCCUUUUUUUUAUCUUUGGUACAAUAUUAGCCACUUCAGUUAAAAUAAAUAAAUAAAUAAGACUGUAGCGCUGCAGAUUUCUAUCUGCUCAAAUUACCAGUACAAUAUUUCCAAUUGUUACCAGCUGACAAGCACAUUUUUAAUCAGGUCUGUAAGUUGCAUUGUGAUUUCAUUUAUGAAAGUUAGCUGCCUACGUUAGCUUUUGUACAAUAACUGUGUGUGUGUAUGUUUAAUAUUGUAUGCAAACAUGCAUGUGGGACUAACAAAAGAAUCUCCCAUAUACAGUAUUCAUAAUGUACUGCUCUGUGAAAUUUAGGUGAUAAAUAUUAGUUUUGCAUAGUGUUUGAUUUAACAAUUACAGGAUCAGAUUUGGAGCUUUAAAUGCAUUUUGUGAAAAUGUAAAACAUGAUUCAAAUGUAUGUCCCGCUGUGGGUUCAAACUGAUCUGUGAUGGACAGAUGUCAAAUAUUGGUCAAGGGAAUUUGUUCAGUCUUGUGCUUCUUUGUUUGGCUCCAAAUUGUCAGGCUGACUGUGAACUGAAGUCUGGUUCCCUUUGUAAGUCAUGUCCCCAUUUAUCAAAUCAGUGAGCGUGUUGAACAACAAUCGAAGUUUGAAGGAUUUGAUGUCCAAAAAGAUGAAGCACCUAUGCAAACCGCAACACACGCUGAAGCCGUGCUGCAGCAGCAGUUCAGACAUAAUUCCUGCAGAUCACCAGUGGCUUCCUUCCAUUUCAGUGUACCAACAUUUCUACACAGGCUGGUGCGUGUGUUCGGGUCACAUGGAAAAGUCGUGCAGAGUACGAUGAAGUCGAACUUUCCAAAAGUUACAGGGAAGGUUUUGGGUGUAGAUGGUAAAUGUCUGUGCUUGCGGGCCAGGGCAGUGACGUUUCCCAACAGGCAGGAGUUCAUCCACAGAGCAUCUUCAGUCUCGUGACUUAAACGUUGUUAGACGGGUAUUGGGACCCUUCGUCUGCCUUUAGUGCACAAGAACACAGUGGACUCAUUUUCCAAGGAGAAAGUGACUGAAAAGAUUUUUUGUUUAUUUUUUUUUUAAAGUGUAAAUAAAGAGCAGCCGUUUUUAGAUGUCUCUAAAAGAGGCCGUUAACAGUACGCCAGAUUUCUACUUGUCAGAGUAUCUCCUAAAUGUUAUGGAAAGUGAGAAGAGAUAGAUGUUAAAUUGUAAUAGAAAAUGUAUAUUAAACAUUUCCUAGUCUUGUUGAAAUAAAGACUGCCAAUAUUUAAA
Thalassophryne amazonica is the source of this 5138-nucleotide messenger RNA. It is a transcript of the gene gpc4, whose product is annotated as glypican 4. Gene Ontology annotation, biological process: cell migration; regulation of signal transduction; regulation of protein localization to membrane. The transcript has 9 exons. The coding region runs from base 588 to 2279 and encodes 563 amino acids. The record is from RefSeq and is a predicted model, not a curated record. Lineage: Eukaryota; Metazoa; Chordata; Actinopteri; Batrachoidiformes; Batrachoididae. Gene Ontology annotation, cellular component: synapse; plasma membrane; extracellular region.